Messenger RNA from Mugil cephalus (flathead mullet), 3070 nucleotides. RefSeq names its product receptor-interacting serine-threonine kinase 4 (gene ripk4). The transcript is spliced from 8 exons. The record is from RefSeq and is a predicted model, not a curated record. Gene Ontology annotation, molecular function: ATP binding; protein kinase activity; protein binding. Gene Ontology annotation, biological process: protein phosphorylation. Lineage: Eukaryota; Metazoa; Chordata; Actinopteri; Mugiliformes; Mugilidae. The coding region runs from base 143 to 2548 and encodes 801 amino acids. Gene Ontology annotation, cellular component: cytoplasm.
AGACAAGAGGGGAAAAACAAGGAAGAGCUCACAAGCGAGCAGGUCAGUCAGUGUGUGUGUGUGUGUGUGUGUGUUCACUUCACCAGAUUGUGCCUGGGAGACGAGUAAAAAAGGAGUUAACCCUACUGGUGGGUUUCUAAACAUGGAUAUGGACGUCCCGGAUUCUCCACAUGGGAAUAUGGGGCUCUUGAGGACCUUUGAAUCCACUGAGUUUGGCAGCUGGGAGAAAAUAGGCUCAGGUGGAUUCGGACAAGUAUACAAGGUCCGGCACGUACAGUGGAAAACAUGGCUGGCUAUCAAGUGCCCUCCCUGCCUUCAUGUGGAUGACAAGGAUCGUUCAGAGCUGCUCGAGGAGGCUAAGAAGAUGGAGGCGGCCAAGUUCCGGUACGUCCUGCCUGUGUACGGGAUCUGCGACGACCCCCAGGGCCUGGUCAUGGAGUACAUGGAGACCGGUUCCCUGGAGACGCUGCUGGCCACGGAGCCGCUGCCCUGGGAGCUGCGCUUCCGCAUCAUCCACGAGACUGCGGUAGGAAUGAACUUCCUGCACUGCAUGAAUCCGCCGCUGCUCCACCUGGACCUGAAGCCGGCCAACAUCCUGCUGGACGCCCACUACCAUGUGAAGAUAUCUGAUUUUGGUUUGGCCCGGUGGAACGGCCUGUCACGGGCUGACGACAUUAGCAGAGAUGGCUUCUGCGGCACUAUUGCUUACCUGCCACCAGAGAGCAUCAUAGAAAAGGACAGGGUGUCGGACACCAAGCACGAUGUUUACAGCUUCUCCAUCGUGAUCUGGGGGAUUCUCACACAGAAGAAACCAUACCAAGGAGAGAACAAUAUAUUGCAGAUCAUGGUGAAGGUGGUGAAAGGCGUGCGUCCAGACAUGGGAGCAGUGCCACGGUGUCGACCUUCAGCCUGCACGGGUUUCCUGAGCCUCAUGCAGCGUUGCUGGGCCACGAACCCUGCAGCCAGACCCAGCUUCCAGGACAUCACAUCUGAAGCUGAGGAGCUCUGCUCUAAACCUCAAGAGGAGCCCAAGACACCAACCUUAUCAACGUCAGACCCGGAGCCCAUGUCCCCCAAAGGACUCAGUAAUCAGGUUAAUGAAAACAAGCCUGUGCGUCCAAAGUCGGCCAUGUUGCCAGAAAAAGAUUACAGCCUGUCAGAGCUGCUGAGCCAGGUGGACUCUGGGAUUUCUAGGAGCUUUGAUCGAGUGAAGGAGGAUAGCUGCCACAGCAAAGAGAACACUUGCAAGCGACUGUCUGGCAUCUCCUCUGCAGAUUCAGCCUUCUCCUCACAAGACUCCAUCACACUGUCUUUUGAGAAAGAAAAUACAUAUGAUUCUGCUGAGGUCCAGAAGCGGAAGCUGUGUGAGGCCAUCAGGACCAAAGACACUGCCAAGCUGAUGAAGAUCCUCCAACCUCAAGAUGUUGACCUUCUCCUCGACGGAGGAGGCAGUUUGCUCCACCACGCCAUCACCAUGGGUAAUGAGGAAGCUGUCAAGUUCCUCCUCCUGAACAACGCCAAUCCAAACUUUGCAAACGCCCGUGGCACCACACCUCUCCACCUGGCCACGGAGAAGCACCUGAAGCCACUGGCAGAGCUUCUGCUGGGCCGCCGCAGCACCAACGUGAACGCCAAAGAUGAGGAUCAAUACACGGCCUUGCACUGGGCCGCCCAGAACGGGGACGAGGCCAUCACGCGCCUGCUGCUGGACCGAGGGGCGGCGAUCAAUGAGAUAGACGGCCAGGGACGCACGCCGGCUCACGUGGCCUGCCAGCAUGGCCAGGAGAACGUAAUCCGGGUGCUGCUGAGCCGUGGAGCUGAUGUUCGAAUCAAGGGCAAGGACAACUGGACGGCUCUCCACUUCGCUUCCUGGCAAGGCCACCUGGGUAUCGUCAAGCUGCUGGUCAAGCAGGCCGGGGCUAAUGUGGACGGCCAAACGACAGAUGGCCGCACACCGCUGCAUCUGGCAUCCCAGAGGGGGCAGUACCGAGUGGCACGGAUCCUGAUUGAGCUCGGAGCAGAUGUCCACAAGGUGUCGGCUGUAUUAAACACAGCCCUGCAUGUGGCGGCGGAAACGGGUCACACCAGCACCUCUCGCUUUUUGAUCAAACACCACGCCGAUAUCCACGCUCAGAACGAGCAUUUGCUCACUCCUCUCCACUUAGCCUCCCAGCGAGGCCACCUCGCCACAGUCAAGAUGCUGAUGGAAGAGGGCGCAGACCCCUAUAGAACCAACCAGUCCCUACGCACCCCCUGCCACCUGGCAGCAGAGAGCGGACACUGUGAGGUCCUCAAGGAGCUGCUCCUUCAUUGUCCAGAUGGUGGCACCCUGUUGGACGAGCAGGGCCUCAGCCCAUUACACCUGGCUGUGCAGGGUGGAUACACAAACGUUAUUACUAUGCUGCUGCCGCAGGACUGCAAGGACUUAGUUACAGAGAGCUCAGUGCCAUCGGCAGCUGAAGAGCCCACACCACCAGAGCCUACAACACUCAGGAGAAGGGUUCUCAUUCUCAAGCUGGCAGAGCACACCGACCAAGACUGCCCAUAACCCACAGGCUCAUUUUGUGCCUCAGCUCCAUGCUAACAAUAGCAAAAGUGUAAUGAACUACCUUCUGUAUUUUUGUAUUCUACUUUUCUGCUGCCUCAGAGUUGGGGAGGGGACAUUGUUUUGGACUUUGAAACCCGUUGAGCACUGGAAGUAUUACCUAAUGGUCAUAAUAGCUAUGAUGUAAAUAUGUAAACUGUAAAUAGAAUAUAAAUACUGUCUUUCAUUUGACAUUGAACUUUUUACUUUUUUUUUUUUACUUAACAAGCAUUUUUUUUUUACUUAACAAGCACAUGAUGUGUACUGAAAUUGUAAUUAGAAAACCCAUGUCCUCGAGGAACCUUUUACUAUACCACACUGCAGCUGGUAUGCCUGUGAGUUAUCCUGAGUAGAACGUGAACUUUGCUCACAAGCCUCAUUAGAUAAAUGCUGUAGAUCAUCAGAGCCAUAGCAUUCAAGAAACUUUCAGUGUUCUGUACUUGUUACAUAUAAAUGCUGCAUCAUCAAUUAAAACAUUUAAACCUC